UCCCACCAUACUCAAUAUCUUUUGCUAUUGCAACUAAAAGAUAAAAGAUGACCAUGGGAAGAGGCAUUGCAAUGGUUGCACUGGCCCUAUCAUUAUGCUUGCUUCUUCACUGUGAGAUGGCUCAUGCAGCCACCUACACGGUUGGGGAUGCAAAUGGUUGGACCUUUAACACUCUGAGUUGGCCUAAAGGGAAGCGCUUCAGGGCCGGUGAUACACUUGUUUUCAACUACAGCCCUGGAACUCACAAUGUGGUGGCUGUGGAUAAAGCUGGGUACAACACAUGCAACACCCCAAAAGGUGCCAGAGUGUAUAAUUCAGGAAGUGAUCAAAUCAAGCUUGUCAAGGGACAAAACUACUUCAUCUGCAAUUUUGCUGGUCACUGCGAGUCUGGCACCAAAAUUGCCAUCAAUGCUGUCUGA
Messenger RNA from Gastrolobium bilobum, 419 nucleotides. Its product is annotated as basic blue protein-like. The record is from RefSeq and is a predicted model, not a curated record. The coding region runs from base 48 to 419 and encodes 123 amino acids. NCBI's taxonomy places the organism in Eukaryota, Viridiplantae, Streptophyta, Magnoliopsida, Fabales, Fabaceae. The transcript is spliced from 2 exons. Gene Ontology annotation, cellular component: plasma membrane. Gene Ontology annotation, molecular function: electron transfer activity.